CUGUUUUGCAGUCAAAGGCUUCUGAAGGAGCUUAUGGUGCAUUUUAUAUGCUGAAUUUUUCAGAUGCAUAAAACCAAAGCAAACAGAACAGGGUAAAAAUGCUUGUCCAGGUGGUUUUAAAUAACUUUGCAUUAUGCAACGUGGUAUUUAAAGGAGUUUUUUCUGUUGAUCUCCAUUUACUUCUUAGAAUAGAUUGUGGUUACCAAUCAUCGGUAAUGCUGACUAUUAAUUUUCAUGAAUAGUCAGUUAUUUUUGUACAUUUUAAAAGAUAUAAAUUUGUAUCAUAGGGAACCUACUUUGAUGCUUCAGAGGUUGAUUUGUGAUUUGAAGCAAAUGCAGCAACUAAUACUGAUAUUGCUGCUCUUUUCAUCAGCCUAUUUUGGCGCCACGUUUAACAGCUUCAUCCAUGUCCUGAUGUAUUCGUAUUACGGCCUCUCUGCUGUCCCAGCCAUGAGACCGUAUCUGUGGUGGAAAAAGUACAUCACUCAAGGGCAGCUGGUCCAGUUUGUCCUGACCAUGUUCCAGACAUCUUGUGCUGUGGUCUGGCCAUGUGGUUUCCCAAUGGGCUGGCUGUAUUUCCAAAUCACUUAUAUGAUCACUCUUAUCUUACUCUUCUCAAACUUCUACAUAAAGACCUAUAAGAGCCGCAUGGGAUCUCGGAAGACCGAUCACUCGAACGGAUCAAUAAACGGUCACACUAAUGGAGUGACAUCCAAUGAGAAGGUUAAAUACAGGAAACCGCGCGCAGAUUGAUGACAGUUAAUCCACUUACAGUCCUGUUAUUGUUAUCAGCGCAGUAGAGGAGCUUCACGCAUGUCUAUCUAGUUACCACGCUACAGCCAUUUCACCUUUAAGAGUCUCCUCACAUUUUUGCACACUGCAACCUCACGUUAUUCAUAUUGAAUCCAAAACUUAGGAAGUAGGGUCCAAGUUAGAGUAUUUGAUGUUUUUCAUAUUUUUCAUUUUCUUGAAGAACAAAGAUGGCUAACCUUAAUACUGUACUAAUUUGCACUGGUGUUUUCACCAAGCUUGUUUGUAGACAUAGAGAAGAUUGUAUUAGAGAAAUUUGACAGGUAUACAGGAGUAUGUCACACUUAUGAGCUGAAUUAAACAGUAGUAGCCUAUACGAUGUUUCUUUAUAGCACAGGCAGAUAAUCUUACAAGACAGUACGUAACAGUCAUAACAAUACCUUUAGAAAAAUGGAAGACUAUUAGUUUUAUGGACUAAUCGAGCGAAUUUAGUGAAUUAAUGUAUGUUUACAGAAUAAAAUGGACUGUUUAUUUUAUAUUAACAUGGAUUUAGCACAAUUUGUUGUAGUGCUGUAUUGUAGGUGAAUCUCUUGAAAACAUGUCCGGGUUAUAUUUUACCCCAACUUACACUUUGUUUUUGUGUGUGUGUGUGUGUGUAUGUGUAUUUUUCAAUAUUCCUG
This is a messenger RNA of Sinocyclocheilus grahami, 1430 nucleotides long. RefSeq names its product elongation of very long chain fatty acids protein 5-like. Gene Ontology annotation, cellular component: endoplasmic reticulum membrane. Lineage: Eukaryota; Metazoa; Chordata; Actinopteri; Cypriniformes; Cyprinidae. Bases 235 to 753 code for a protein of 172 amino acids. Gene Ontology annotation, biological process: fatty acid elongation, monounsaturated fatty acid; very long-chain fatty acid biosynthetic process; fatty acid elongation, saturated fatty acid. Gene Ontology annotation, molecular function: fatty acid elongase activity. The record is from RefSeq and is a predicted model, not a curated record. The transcript is spliced from 3 exons.